AUGAAAAGCUCCAAGCUCGAGGGAUGUUACUGGAAGACGGUGGCAGUGAUUUGGUUAGUUUGUCUCGUGACACUAGUGAAGACACAGAUACCAGGCUUCGGUACAUGUCCAGAUUAUUCGCCGAUACAACGCUUCAACCGAACACGAUUCCUGGGAACUUGGUACGAGAUCGAGCGAUACUUUACCGUCACCGAGGUCGCUACCAAGUGUGUUUCGGUGACGUACGAGCAGCGUGCCGAUGGAAAGAUUCACGUCCGCAAUGCGUACACUAAUCGAUUUAAUGGUGUGGAGAGAAUCAUCUCAGGCGUGAUGGAUAAGGGUGGCAAGGCAAAGGAAGGACGCUACCAGAUCGAGUACACCUCAUUCCCGUACAACUACAACGCAUCGGUGAUGGUGCUGGACACCGAUUACGAUUCCUUUGCCGUGCUGUACUCUUGCAGUUCCUUUGGUCCUGUUGGGCAUGCCGUAUCCGCCUGGAUGAUGGCUCGGGAACGCCUUCCCGGUGGUCCAGUCCUGCAGCGUGCCUACGGUGUACUGGACAAGUACAAAAUAUCCCGCACGUUCUUCCUGCGCACGAACCAGGAAGACUGUGUGACGCUACCACCGCCCGAACCAGCUAUUGACCCUACGGAACCAACCACCCAGAAUGCCCGCAACGACGGAGUUGUGGUACGAAAUGAGGAAGAUCUCCAGCAGUUGCGCAGUGAAAUCUUUGCCGUUGGACCUAAACCAUCCAUUGCGGUUGAUCCCGUUGAAGAGGAUCACCAAUAA
Messenger RNA from Anopheles maculipalpis, 771 nucleotides. Its product is annotated as lopap-like. Gene Ontology annotation, molecular function: pigment binding. The record is from RefSeq and is a predicted model, not a curated record. Bases 1 to 771 code for a protein of 256 amino acids. The transcript has 3 exons. NCBI's taxonomy places the organism in Eukaryota, Metazoa, Arthropoda, Insecta, Diptera, Culicidae.